Aplosporella prunicola CBS 121167 is the source of this 609-nucleotide messenger RNA. RefSeq lists its product as uncharacterized. Gene Ontology annotation, biological process: cytoskeleton-dependent cytokinesis. The coding region runs from base 1 to 609 and encodes 202 amino acids. The record is from RefSeq and is a predicted model, not a curated record. The transcript is spliced from 2 exons. Gene Ontology annotation, cellular component: dynactin complex. NCBI's taxonomy places the organism in Eukaryota, Fungi, Ascomycota, Dothideomycetes, Botryosphaeriales, Aplosporellaceae.
AUGGACGACGUGCUGCUGCAGACACUGGACAUGCUCGAGUGGCGCCUCCGCCGUAUCGAGUUCGUCCUGAACGGCAACGUGCCCCCAGACGCACACCAGUCCGAAGCGACGGUCGCGGCUCGUAUGCAGAAGCUCGAGAGCACCCUCGCAAGUCUGGCCUCCAAAUCUCGGGCCAUUUCCGACGUGCUGCAUCUCCAGUCCAAACACGCGGAUCUUUUCUCCCCGCAAGAGCCCAAGACAAAGCCACAAGACGAUACACCGCCGCCAGAGAUUAAGCUGUCCACUGUUCUUACCGAUGCGCCCGCCUUCCCGGCCACAGCCUCACAACUGACGUCGCUCAAUGAUCUGCCGCUCCCUCCCACCGGAUCCUUUACGUCCCUUGUCGCGUUGCAGCCGCGCAUCACCCAGCUCGAGGAGCGACAGGUGGACCAGGCGCUCCAAAUCUCGGAUCUGAGGAAGAGGAGCGGACAGGCGGUGCUGAGGUGGCACGAAGUCAUGGUGUUGGGACAGGGAAGGUGCUGGGCGGAGUGGGACACGCGGGUUAGGCAGGCCGAGAGGGACGUCAGGAGGGAGGAAGUCAAGCGGGCGCAGGAGGACGGAGUGGAUUGA